AUGUACCAGUUUGGUUCCCAUGGCCGGGGGGUUGGAGCAGCAGGAGCUUUUGGUGGCUCAUCUCACACUGCCACCACGAGCUACCCGGACUUACCACCACCCGUGGAAGACAACAAGGGCAGCAACAGCAGCGACCUGGAAGAGAAGAUGAGGCUCCCGGGCUUCUCCCAUGACGACCAGACCAUCAACGACGCUUCCAUGGGACUGGAGCUCGACCUCCACCACCAGUUCGACCUCGAGGCCAAGCAAGAGAUCUCCACCCAUCUGAUGCAAGCCGGCGGCUACCCCCAGUGCUUUGAUCCCGCCACCAUUUCCUACUCGGCGGCGUUUGGGAUGCCGGCCGAUGUGUUCUUCGCUGAGCUGCCGCCCGACGGGUUGUACGACCCGGCGGUCCAUUACGGUCCGUCCAAUCCGCCAUUUAUGGUGAGAGAAGUUCUCGGCUCGUUUCCGCAUGCCGCUGGGUUCUUUGCGGCUGGAUCAAGAGGCAGCGGGGAGUCUUAUGUUAUUGGGACCGAGGACGGGCGUGGAGGGCAGCUUCUCGAGAGCCCACUUGUGCGCAACAAGCGGCAGCAGGGAGCUCCGUGGGGGAUGAAACAGGGCGGGCUGAAGAACGAGAAGCAAAGAAGAGAGAGGCUCGGCAAGAAGUUUGAAGACCUGAAAUCACUGAUCCCAAACUCGACUAAACCCGACAGAGCCUCCAUCGUCGCCGACACAAUCGAGUACAUCAACGAGCUGCUGAGGACAGUCGACGAGCUCAAGAUACUGGUGGAAAAGAAGCGACGUUGGAGGGAGAGGGCCAGGAAGACGGCGACUGGAGACCAAGCAGCUGGCGACAUGGAGAGUUCCUCCAUCACGCCUCCCAUGGACGACGCCGACCGUGCAUCCAAGGGCGUGCUGCGGAGCUCGUGGCUCCAAAGGAGAUCCAAGGACACGUUCGUGGACGUCCGCAUCGUCGACGACGAAGCCAACAUCAAGCUCACUCGGCGUAAGAUGAUGAACUGCUUGCUUAUCGUCGCGAAGGUCCUCGACGAACUCCACCUCGAGCUGCUGCAUUUGUCUGGAGGAAACGUAGGAUACUCUCACAUCUUCAUGAUCAACACCAAGAUUCAUGAAGGUUCUUCAGUGUAUGCGAGCGCGAUCGCGAAGAAGCUCAUCGAAGCCAUGGAUGUGAGUGGCCCAACUUUGCCUGCCAGCUUUUAGGGUUCGCAUUAUAUGUUAGUUGGAGUAUGAGGUGAUAGAAUUGUGCCUGGUAAGACCAAACAAUCUCUUUCUCAGUAGUUUCUGAUACACCUUGCAGGAAAAUAGUGGACUGCAACACUCCACUUUAUGCCAUCUUUUGCUACAAAUAUAAAUGUCAAGCAUCAAGUGAAUCAACUUGCAGCAUAAAAGUUAAAGAAAAUAGAGCUUUAUCAUAAUGUUAUGCUUUUAAAAACUGGUUAAUCAGAAUGAAAUAUGAUAAGAAGUUUCAGUUGGAUCAUUGAAAUGAUGCAUAUAAAGGCAUUCAAAUUAUUCUUGCAAUCAUCUAUACUGAUUAGAAGUUUCAGCACUCAACAAUUUGCUGCGAGUGUAUGAUAUGGACAAAGUGAAACAAUUGUUCAACUAGUGUUUUACUUCAUAUUCAACAAAAUAAAGAGAACCAAAACUGGUAUUCUACACUCACUAAUUCUGUACUAAUUUACACAGUUUUCAUACUUCAAUUCCUGAUUUAUUUACUACAUAAUUUGUUAGUGAAUCGAAAGAAACUGUAGAGUCUCAGGCAAGAACUGAAAAUGAAAUAUUUUACCUGAUUGUUUGUAGAGGGAUUACUACAUAAAUGCAGUGUUUAUGUGCUAAAUUGAGUUCAAACUCAGCCCAUUAUUGAACUUGAGCCUCAACAUGUGGUCAAGAUAGCCUACUCAAGCUCAAAUGUUGAUUUUAAGCUCAAUCAGGCCAAAGAAGCCUCAAGCUAGUUGUGUCUAGAUGAGGAAACUUGGAUUUGUGAUAGCAGUGGAUAAGGCACCUUUUAGAGAUUAGAGAUUGAGGUAGAACUACAAAAUGAGGACUGGGCAAUGGCUGGUGAGGUGGAGAGUGGUAAGAUUAUUUCAGCUGAAACAACACAACUCUCAUGUCAUAUAUAUACUCUGUUAUCCUUGAGUAGUGUAUAGAUCUCAUGUUAUUUUACACUCACAGUAGAAAAAUGUUUCCCAACACAAUCUCAUUUAUGAUUAGCUUUCUAAUUAAUAAAAAUUCUUUGCUAAAGCUGUGGACAAGACUUUUAUUAGUUAUAAUUGAAAUUUUGAAUUAGAUCAGAAAGUAUGCUGGAAAAGGAAGGAAAAAAGAGAUAUGAUUAUAUAAGGCUUUUCUCUAAGUAACAGUGGUUUCUAAAUUUUCAUCCUUAAUUUUAGAAAUAUUUCUCCAUAUUUCUUGGAAGUGAAUGAAACAUAUAAUACAAUAAAAGAUAAAAAUAAAUUACUGAAAACAGUUUAGCAGAAGAGAAUUAUUGAAUUAGAUAUAACUUCUCUUAAACUUGACCUCAGAAACAGGGUGUCUCUCUACAGAAUUAUUUUUAUCUUUAUAUAUAAUAUCUAAUGAUCUUUAUUUAUUUAAAUUUUAUCUUAAUACAUCAGCUGUAAUCUAAUUAGCAAAAAAAAAAAUCUUGGAGAGAAAAAUGUUGGCAUCUAAAUGCACUUCCAAUGAAUUACUAUUUUGUAGUAAUCCAUCCUACCACCAAAUUAACAUACUGAAGAAUAAGUAGAAGGUUGACAUGUGUUAU
Molecule: messenger RNA, 2752 nt
Organism: Musa acuminata AAA Group (dessert banana)
Lineage: Eukaryota; Viridiplantae; Streptophyta; Magnoliopsida; Zingiberales; Musaceae
Product: transcription factor EAT1-like
Exons: 3
Coding region: 1-1200 (399 amino acids)
Biological process (GO): regulation of DNA-templated transcription; anther wall tapetum development
Molecular function (GO): protein dimerization activity
Source: RefSeq, a predicted model, not a curated record